Messenger RNA from Macrosiphum euphorbiae (potato aphid), 2208 nucleotides. The record is from the annotation of a GenBank genome assembly. Lineage: Eukaryota; Metazoa; Arthropoda; Insecta; Hemiptera; Aphididae.
AUGUAUAUUCCAGAUGACAUAAAUGUAUUAGACAAUGUGCGUAUUUUGUGCCGUGAAGUUGAUUCAUUAACUUACGUUUGGACUACGAAGAAUAAAAUUGACGGUGUUAAAAUAGUUGUGGAAUUAAUAUCUCACGAUACUAUGGACACUCAUUUGAUAUUAGAGGCGAAUUUGACAAACAUUCGAUUCAACAGUCUAAAGCCAAACACCGAGUACGCUUCUAGAUUCCGGAAGUUGAUCAACGGCACUACGUAUCACGCAGCGGAUACGCAAGUCCACAAGACGUUGGACGUUGGACAAAAUAAAGGAUUGGUGCACACGAUCAACAUUUCCAAUUUUACAGUGACGAGCGAUUCUACACUAAACACGUCACUCACCUGGACGCCGUCUAAUGAUAUGAAUUGUCACUACAAAAUCAUUUACCACUCGAACUGUGUAUCCGAAGGGUUGACAACUCGUUAUGUGGACGUCAAAGAGUCGUACGCUUACACAUUAAACGCUUUGAUUCUGGACAGGGCAUACACGCUCGCAAUACAGCCGUACUAUAAGUUCAAAAAAAAGUCGUCAAUCACCAUCUCCGGCACAAAGGUAGAAUUUAUAUUCUCAACGCCGGUGUGUAUCGAAUUCAACAAUUUCAAUUUGAACUCGUGUCCUCCGGGGGAACCGUACGACAUUAAGCUGUCCGACAAACCGUCAGUGGGGAGCACUCAUAAGGGCAGAUAUGACGCCCAGGUGAGCUGGAAAAGUCCGAACACUGAUGGCCGGGGCGUAGACUACUUCACGGUCAAGUUGGACAAAGAGGCGAAGAACGUGUCAGGCAAGGACUACAUAAUUGCGUCACCGAACACUGUGAAGAAUGCAUCGGGCGUCUCUGAGUACGUGGCGUCGUUCUACGACAUACCGCUUGGCGACAGGUGCUUUGCUAGUGUGCAGGCAUUUUCACGCAUCGGCCAAAGCCAUUUUUUCGUGGUGCUUCUGCAGCGCAGCAUCAACGGGACCGAUUCCACCACGAUCUCGCCCCAAUUAUUGUUCUAUCCGCCGUGGACGACGGUCACGCUGCUCGGUUUGUUGGUGUUCAGCGCGGCGUUAGUCGUUGGGCGGCGCUUGCACCGGCGCGCGGUGGCCGGCUCGGAUUGCGGUAACAAUAAGGGCGGUGCGUCGGCGGACGGUUAUGACAUGACCGUGCUCAAAGGGCUAGACGACUUGGACGUGUUGCUGGACGAUGACGCGAUCACCGUGUCCGACGUGUUCCUGGGUCACGGCCACUUCGGCGUGGUCAGGAAGGGCACGCUGAAGACGGCCGAUGGCCGUAUGUGUUCGGUGGCCGUCAAGUCACUCCGGGACCGACCCAGCAGCCGAGACUUGGACGAGUUUUUACGUGAGAUACUGCUCAUGCAGAAGGUAGGCAAGCAUCCGAACAUUGUGUCCAUGAUCGGAUGUUGUCUGGAUGCCAACCGACGAUGCAUGCUGGUCGUCGAGUACUGUCAGUUGGGUGACUUGCAGACUUACCUGAGAAAGGUCAGCAUCAAAUCGUGGUACGCCAACGACUUUUACGUCGGCCGAACGAAUCCGGCAGAGCUGACUGCUGCAGCGAAUAGCAAGGUGGUCGAAUCCAUGCAGGACACGACGGGUCCGCCACCACCGAUGGUCGUCUUCAACAACUGUUACUUGUACCACGGCGAUGAAAACGUAUUCCUCACGGUGGAUGACUUGUUGCGUUUCGCCAGCCAAGUGGCAAACGGCAUGCUGUAUUUGGAAAACAACCGAGUCGUGCACAGGGACUUAGCCGCCCGGAACGUACUGCUCAGCGACCAUCGCACGAUAAAGAUUUGUGAUUUCGGCCUUAGCCGGGACGUGUACGAACAGAAUCUCUACCAGAAGUCGAACCGUGGAGAUCCACUUCCAGUCAAAUGGAUGGCCCUGGAGUCACUCAAGUACCAGUUGUACACCACUCAGAGUGAUGUGUGGUCGUUUGGUGUGCUUCUCUGGGAAAUCAUGAUGUUGGGAGGGUCUCCGUACCCGACGAUAAGUUCGUCCAGGAUAUACGAAGAAUUGCGCAGUGGUUACCGUAUGCCUAGGCCCACUUUGUGCUGUUACAGUUUGUACGAAGUCAUGCUUGCGUGCUGGCAUGCGAACCCGGCCAACCGCCCGAAGUUUGGUACGAUAAAAGAUACGAUCGACGGUAUAAUGGAAAAUCAAUACUCAUAA